ACUGGAGGAAAGACAUAUAGGUGGACCACAGAAAGAAAAGUGGACCUCAGUACAGGACAGGUCUCCCACUCGUUCUUACUGGUCCCAGACUGUCCAUAUCCCCUUCUUGGGAGAGAUUUACUCUCCAAGUUGGGAGCCCACAUCCACUUCACUAGAAAGGGAGCUACUGUAAAAGGAAAAGAUGGAGCUCCACUACAGGUAUUAACCCUGUGGCUGGAAGAUGAACAUCGGUUAUAUGAGGGACCGAUAGCAGAAACUCCUGGUAUAUCUGAUUGGCUAACUAAAAUCCCCUUGGCAUGGGCUGAGACAGGAGGCUUGCCCAUCAACCAGCCUCCAAUAGUGGUCACACUAAAACCAUCUGCAACUCCGGUUUCAAUCAGACAAUACCCUAUGAGCAAAGAGGCCCGAGAGGGAAUCAGGCCCCACAUUCAAAGACUUUUACAAAUGGGCAUACUUCGCCCCUGCCAAUCCCCUUGGAACACCCCGCUGCUCCCUGUGAAAAAGCCAGGAACAAAUGACUAUCGACCAGUCCAAGACUUAAGAGAAGUCAAUUGGAGGGUAGAGAAUAUACACCCCACUGUUCCAAAUCCCUACAAUCUCCUGAGUACCUGGCCUCCCAGUCACAGGUGGUAUACUGUACUUGACCUGAAGGAUGUGUUCUUCUGCCUAAGGCUGAGCCCGGCUAGCCAGGCCAUCUUUGCUUUUGAAUGGAAGGACCCUGAAGCUGGAAUAUCGGGACAACUAACCUGGACGCGACUUCCCUAAGGAUUCAAGAACUCCCCUACUCUGUUUGAUGAAGCUCUGCAUUGUUACCUGGCUGACUUUCGGGUAAGAAACCCACAGAUUAUGCUCCUCCAGUAUGUAGAUGACCUCCUCUUAGCAGCCGAGAUGGAAGCAAGCUGUUUGCAAGGUACGGAGGCUCUCCUAUUGAGACUGGGGGAACUUGGAUAUCGGGCCUCGGCAAAGAAGGUCCAGAUCUGCCUACAGCAGGUAAACUAUUUGGGCUACCAGCUUGAGGGAGGACAACGAUGGCUGAUGGAAAGUAGAAAACAGGUAGUAGCCUCUAUUCCCCCACCAACUUCAGCCAGAGAACUCAGAGGGUUCUUGGGAAGUGCAGGAUUCUGUAGAUUAUGGAUACCGGGCUUCACCAAAAUAGCGGCUCCUCUAUAUCCUUUAACAAAGAACGGGACUCCUUUCAUCUGGGCUGAUGAACACCAGAGAGCUUUUGACAAAAUAAAAAGAGCGCUGCUGACGGCUCCAGCUCUAGGAUUGCCAGACUUGACAAAACCCUUUGUCUUAUAUAUAGAUGAAAAUAAAGGGAUGGCAAAAGGGGUCCUUACUCAGACUUUGGGACUCUGGAAAAGGCCAGUAGCUUAUCUCUCAAAGAAACUGGACAACGUGGCCGCUGGCUGGCCCCCAUGCUUGAGAAUCAUGACGGCAAUAGCAUCCCUGGUAAAAGACUCAGACAAACUCACUAUGGGUCAGCCCCUGACUGUUAUAACACCACAUGCAGUGGAGUCCAUCAUUAGACAGGCUCCUGACAGAUGUUUGUCAAAUGCCAGGGUGACCCAUCACCAGGCAUUACUAUUAAAUCCAGAAAAGAUCAAGUUUGGUAGCCCUGCCACCUUAAACCCUGCCACGCUGAUACCAGUCCCUGAGAAAGGCACUGAGAUUCCCCAUGACUUCCAGCAAGUACUUGCGGAGACGCAUGGGACUAGGGAAGACCUCACCGACCAGCCCCUAACAGAUGCAGAUGCCACCUGGUAUACGGAUGGGAGCAGCUUUCUGCGAGACGGAGAGUGUAAGGCAGGAGUGGCGGUGGUAGAUGUAGAAAAAAUAAUUUGGGCCCAAGCUCUGCCGGCCGGAACAUCAGCCCAAUGGGCUGAAUUAGAAGCCCUAACCCAGGCCCUAAAAUUAGCAGAGGGCAAAAAGGUCAAUAUUUACACUGACAGCCACUAUGCGUUUGCCAUGGCUCAUGUACAUGGAGAAAUUUAUUGGAGGAGGGGGCUCCUCACCUCAGUGGGCAAGAACAUUAAAAACAAAGAAACAAUAGUGGCCCUUCUACAAGCCUUAUACUUGCCUAAAAAGGUCAGCAUAAUUCAUUGCCCUGGACAUCAGCGAGACCAGGGGCUGAUUGCUCAAGCCAAUUGGAUGGCAGAUGAAGCUGCUCGUCAGGCAGCAGAAGGCACCUGCAUUUUCUACACCCAUUCCAACCUUAAGGCUGAAAUUGAGGCACAAAGGAGGGAGAUGCUCUUUUUACCUAUACUGAACAAGAUCUGGAACUCGGUAGUGCUUCCCCGAAAGGCAGCUCUUGAGCUAAUCUCCCAGCUCCACCAAUGGACACACUUAGGACACAUGAAACUAAAAACACUACUAGAAAGAGAAGAACAAUUCUAUUACUUCCCAGACCUUAACUAGCUAGUUCAGAAGGUAGUAGGAGAUUGUGUCUCAUGUUCCCUGGUGAAUGCUUCCAGAUCAAAGGUCCCAUCUGGCAAGAGAAAAAGAGGAACACGACCAGGGACUAAUUGGGAAGUAGAUUUCACUGAGGUUCUUCCAGGAAAAUAUGGUUGUAAAUAUCUCCUAGUGUUUAUAGACACUUUCUCAGGGUGGGUGGAAGCUUUCCCCACCCGGAAGGAAACAGCCCAGACUGUGGUGAAGACCUUCGUCUCCCAGGUAAGUCAGGGAGUGGCCAAAGCGUUGGGGAUCAAUUGGAAAUUACAUUGUGCUUACAGACCCCAAAGUUCAGGACAGGUAGAAAGAAUGAAUAGAACCAUUAAAGAGACCUUAGCUAAAUUAGCUCUAGAGACUGGCACUAAAGACUGGGUGCAGCUCUUACCUCUAGCUCUAUUUCGGGCUAGAAAUACUCCUGCUAUACACAGCCUAACCCCCUAUGAAAUCCUUUUUGGAGGACUGCCUCCUGUUCUCAAUGUAACCUUGUCCCCCUUGCCCUCUUCUUUUGAUAAUCCCAGCCUGAAAACAAGACUCCAAGUCCUCCAGAUCACCCAGAACCAGGUUUGGAGGCCUUUGGCUGCUGUCUACCGGCCUGGGAGUCCACGAAUGCCCCCCCACUCCUACCAAAUUGGAGAUCAGGUGUAUGUGAGAAGACACCAUGUAAAGACUCUUGAACCACGGUGGAAAGGACCCUACAUGGUUCUCCUGACUAUGCCCAUGGCCCUCAAAGUAGAUGGGAUUUUGGCCUGGAUCCACGCUUCCCACGCCAAAAGAGCACCGGCCCAGGAGGAUGCUGGAAAAUGGUUUGUCCCCAGUCAAGGAAGCCCCCAUCUCCCUAUACUGACCACCUGGCGGGUGAUCAAUCAAAUGGGUAUUGUAGUGUUUGAAACCUACCAAAUGGCACCCAAAGGCACUUGGUGGCCCACAUUGUAUCCAGAUUUGUGUAAAUUAGCCUUAGGAGCACCAGCGCCCUGGGACAUACCAGACUUCAUGGAUCCUGACAAAAUCCAUGGCCCGGAAGCUUACCCCCUGUGCACAGGGCCCCACUUAACAUGGGGAGGGUGUCGUGAACAACAACGGAACCUGUUACAUCUGUUAACCUUCUAUGUCUGCCCAGGUAACCAUCGAGAUAAGCGGCUCAACUCCCAAUGUGGAGAAAGGGACUACUUUUACUGUAAAAACUGGGGAUGCGAAACAACUGGGGACACCUGGUGGUCCCUGUCCUCAUCCUGGGAUUACAUCACUGUAAAAGCAAAUUAUUCUCAUAAGAGCCCAAACGGUCUUAAUCAGGACUGUUGA
Messenger RNA from Nannospalax galili (Upper Galilee mountains blind mole rat), 3750 nucleotides. RefSeq lists its product as uncharacterized. Lineage: Eukaryota; Metazoa; Chordata; Mammalia; Rodentia; Spalacidae. The record is from RefSeq and is a predicted model, not a curated record. Gene Ontology annotation, molecular function: RNA-DNA hybrid ribonuclease activity; aspartic-type endopeptidase activity; nucleic acid binding. Gene Ontology annotation, biological process: proteolysis; DNA integration.